GAAGGAGGGAUGGGGGGGCAGGAGUCUGCAGGAUAUAAGGAGCCUCUGCUGAACUCACCUCACAUCCCACUGAAAUAUCACCCACCGCUGCUGGAGCCUAGAACACAAAGGCAGAAAGAAACAUGAGUAACUCACUGCUGAAGAUGCUGGGCACCUUGAUGUGCGUCCUGGCCGCCUGCGCCCAAGUCGUGCCUGUGAAAGACUUCAACCUGGAGAAGAUGACGGGCAAGUGGUUCAUUGUCGGUUUUGCCACCAACGCUCAGUGGUUUGUGAACCACAAGGCAGGAAUGAAAGUGGGCACUGCCAUAUUUGCACCAACUACCGAAGGAGACCUGGAUCUGUCUUACGCCAACUUGAAUGCUGAUGGUAGCUGCUGGAGAAUGACUCAUCUUGCUCAUAAAACUGAAACUCCCGGACGCUUCACCUUCCACAGCCAGGUUUGGAACAAUGAAAACGACAUGCGCAUUGUUGAGGUCCAGUAUGAAGAGUACGCUCUGGUUCACACCAUCAAGACAAAGGAGGGAGUGUCCGAGGUCCUCAAUAAGCUCUACAGUCGUACUCAGGUGGCCAGCGCUAGCCAGCGAGAGAGGUUCACCAAGUUCUCAGAGGAGACCGGCAUCUUGACCGACAACAUCGUUAUCCUGCCUGAAAAUGCUGAAUGUCCACCAGUCUGAGGAGUCCCCCACCGUCCUCUGUCCUUCAUUCUCUCACUGUGUCGUCUGCUGCAUUUUGCUGCCGUUCCUGCUGCGAACCAAAGAGUCCAUACGGGUCCUCUUUCUCUCAAACUGCAUCAACAGUGGCAUUAGAGAGGAGCAAUAAAGACCUGACUAGGGAGACAAUGCAUUUUGUAACUGCUUUUCUGUUUUUUUACUGAUUUGUCUUUUGGAAAUGAACUCAAGUACAAUAAAAUUGAUAAAACAAGA
Pleuronectes platessa (European plaice) is the source of this 923-nucleotide messenger RNA. Its product is annotated as lipocalin. Bases 123 to 674 code for a protein of 183 amino acids. The record is from RefSeq and is a predicted model, not a curated record. The transcript has 6 exons. NCBI's taxonomy places the organism in Eukaryota, Metazoa, Chordata, Actinopteri, Pleuronectiformes, Pleuronectidae. Gene Ontology annotation, molecular function: small molecule binding.